CAUCCCACCUCCAAACAGAGCCGAACGAUUCGAGCUCACAAAAUUCGAAAGCGCAGUCCCGUGACCGGUGACCAUGAGUAGAAGAAACAAAGCUCCCCGACCAGCAAACGUUUAGACUGCUCCGAUCAGGGUAGCCUGGAAGUGUUGUCCCUUGCUCUAAUGUUCGUACUAGAAGCCAAUAAAGCCAGAUAGCUGGCUAAUUCCUCAUGUUCUUUAUGGCUCUAGACUUCGAGUUCUCCUGAAUUGGCGAGGGACUGAGAAGGACAGCUUCUUGGUCCCUGUUGUAUGAGCCACGAAGGUGGAGGUUUAUGAGGGAAGAUGUUGAGCAUGAAAAGUGACUGCACAUUUCUUGGGAUUAAGCUUCGCGGUUCUUUGGAAGGUAGCAGCAGCUGUAGGAACCUCUUUCAUCUGGAGACGAGGGAGUUGCUAAAAAGGGAUCGUCGUAGAUGCGCUAUAUCUGCUAAACAAAGUAAUCCAAUCAACCAAGAAUUUAGGUUUUCGUAUUUUUGUGGAGAAAAUGCAGAGUUUUUGAGAAGAUCCCCUAUUUUGAGAAAUGGGUUGAGAUUGAAAUGCAUCAAGGAACCUUUUUCUCGAAACAAGGACCUGCUUAGUUAUAUGAACCCUUUAUGGAAAGAGGGGCUCCUUUUGAUAAGGGCAUCUAUUUAUACAGCCGUUAUAUCUGGAAUAUGUCUACUGGCAUGGUACGGGCAGAAUAAGGCCAAAGGUUUCAUCGAAGCCAAGUUAUUACCUUCGGUUUGUUCAGCAAUCAGUGAAUACAUUCAGCGUGACCUUGAGUUUGGUAAGGUUCGUAGAAUAUCACCGUUAAGCAUUACAUUGGAGUCAUGUUCCUUUGGGCCACACAAGGAAGAAUUUUCAUGCGGUGAGGCUCCCUCAGUCAAGCUUCGAAUUCGCCCCUUUGCAAGUUUGAGGAGGGGAAAAUGGGUGAUCGAUGCUGUUUUGUCACAACCUAGUGUCUUGGUAGCACAAAAGAAGGACUUUACUUGGUUAGGAAUACCACAAUCAGAAGGUGGUAUACAGAGACACUUAUCAACUGAAGAAGGGAUAGAUCAUAGGGCAAAAGUCAGGAGGCUUGCACGAGAGGAAUCAGCUGCUCGCUGGACAAGAGAAAGGGAUGCUGCAGCUAGGGAAGCUGCUGAGGCCGGCUACUUUGUUUCUGAGUGUUUUGGUCUAUAUGAGGAUGAUGAUUUAAAGGAGAUUGCAACUCCUUCCACAGUAUCGGGGAAUUCCAAAUCCUUUUUCUGCAUGAAUGAGGAGAAGCAUGAUCAUCAUUGCAUGGACACUGGCGUUGAUUAUGACAUGAAACAUGCAAAAUUGGAAAAAUCAUUUGGGGUUAAAUUUCCUGGUUCUGGGCUUAGAUUUUGGUCCAGAGUAAUAAAAAGGGGCAAGGCACAUAAAUUUAAAAGGAAGGCUAAUGGGACUGACAUUUGUGCGUCUGGUAUUGCCGUUAAACGAAGAAUUUUUGAACGUAGUGCAUCAGCAGCUCAUACAUAUUUUUCUGGCCCACAUGGGAAGUUUGGGGACGCUUCAUCACCUUCUGAAUGUUUUCAUUUUAUGAACCACAAUGAACUUUCGGUGAUGAGUGAGAUUGACAAAAGUGCAGAAUCUGUUGCCAACAUUGAUGAAAAUGGAAGUGAUAGUAUAAAAAUAGCGACACAUGUCACAGAUUCGGGAAUUUGUUCUCCUGCAGUUCGUGAAAAUGUUACUGGUCACUCUGAUUGUGACAAUCGUAACCAAAAUUCAACCUUAGAGACGGAAGAGAGUGAAUGCGACAAUUUGCAGUCUAGCGGAGAUGUUUCAGAACCUGUUAAUGUUAAUGGUUCUGCAGAGGAAAAUGGGGAGAUGGGACUCGAUGUUGCUGACAAACAAACUGAUGAUAACACGCCAGGGGUGCAAAGAGGUUUAGCAUCUGAAAUUCCAGUCUCAUUUUUCAGAAUUGUUGGGGAGUUCUUAUCUUGCUUUCUUUCUGGUCCCGCUCAAAAUUUGAAGCCUGGCGCCGGUCUGAAAGUUGAAGAUAUUGUUACAGAACAUGUUGAUGGUGUAGGUGUCCAGCAGUCUGAAGGAAUUACUAAUAUGCUUCCUUUUACAUUGGACUCUGUUCAUUUCAGAGAUGCAACGGUGAUGCUGCUUGCAUAUGGUGACAGAGAAGUUAGGGAGAUGGAGAAUGUCAGUGGGCUUGUGAAGUUCCAGAACCACUAUAGCCGCAUUCACGUACAAUUGAGUGGAAAUUGCAAGACUUGGAGAUCAGAUAUGAUGUCUAGAGAUGGUGGCUGGCUGUCUGCCAAUGUUUUUGUUGACAUUAUUGAGCAGAAUUGGCAUGCUAAUUUAAAAAUUGACAAUCUGUUUGUACCGCUAUUUGAAAGGAUCCUAGAAAUUCCGAUAACAUGGUCUAAGGGAAGAGCCAGCGGUGAGGUUCAUUUGUGCAUGUCAAGGGGCGAAACUUUCCCAAAUUUUCACGGACAGCUAGAUCUGACGGGCUUGGAGUUCCAUUUAUUGGAUGCUCCAUCAUCAUUUUCUAACAUGUCAGUUAGUUUAUGUUUUCGCGGCCAAAGAAUAUUCUUGCACAAUGCAAAUGGCUGGUUUGGCAGCAUUCCUCUAGAAGCAUCAGGAGAUUUUGGCAUUCAUCCUGAAGAAGGAGAGUUCCAUCUCAUGUGUCAGGUUCCAAGCGUUGAAGUGAAUUCCCUAAUGAGAACUUUUAAGAUGAGACCUCUCUUAUUCCCUAUUGCUGGUUCAGUUACUGCUCUAUUUAAUUGUCAAGGCCCAUUGGAUGCUCCUGUAUUUGUGGGUAGUGCAAUGGUUUCUAGGACAUUCUCUCAAUUACAUAUUGAAACCUCUACAUCUGCAGCAUUUGAAGUACUUGCUAAAAGUAAAGAGACUGGGGCACUAGCAGCGUUUGAUCGUGUUCCUUUCUCACAUGUGUCUGCCAAUUUCACUUUCAAUACUGAUGACUGUGUUGCUGAUUUAUAUGGAAUUAGGGCAAGCAUUGUAGAUGGUGGUGAAAUUAGAGGGGCUGGAAAUGCAUGGAUAUGCCCAGAGGGUGAGGAGGAUGAGACAGCUUUAGAUGUGAACUUCUCUGGAAAUUUGGGCAUUGAUAAAAUCAUUCUUCGUUACAUACCCAGUUACUAUCACCUGAUGUCUUUCAAAUUAGGGGACUUAAAUGGAGAGACAAAAGUUUCAGGAUCUCUUUUGAAACCGAGAUUUGAUAUAAGAUGGACUGCAGCUAAAGCAGAAGGGUCUUUUAGCGAUGCCAGGGGAGAUAUCAUUAUCUCUCAUGAGUUCAUUACCAUUAAUUCUUCCUCAGCUGGAUUUGAUUUGUAUAUGAGAGUUCAAACGUCUUACAUUGAUGAUUUUCCUCUUAGAAGAGAAGAGUUUUAUGCAACAAAAACCAUUCCAUUUACUAUUGAUGGAGUUGAGUUGGAUUUGCGUAUGCAUGGCUUUGAAUUCUUCAAUUUGGUUUCUCCAUAUACAUUUGAUUCUCUAAGGCCUUUGCAUCUCAAGGCAACUGGAAGGAUUAAGUUUCAGGGGAAGGUCUUGAAACCUAGCAUUGGUGAUAAGGAACAAAAGUUUGAGGACAGGCAUCAGGAACAAAUAUCGGAGAAAGGAAGUGCAGAUAGCCUUGUUGGUGAGGUUUCAAUCGCCGGUCUAAAACUGAAUCAACUGAUGUUGGCACCUCAGCUAUUUGGGUUGCUGAGAGUUUCUCCUGAGUGUAUCAAGUUGGAUGCCUCUGGCCGGCCUGAUGAAAGUCUUGCAUUUGAGUUUGUUGGGCCACUACAGCCUAGUGGUGAAGAUGGUCCACAAAGUGGAAAACUGUUGUCCAUAUUCCUUCAGAGGGGGCAUUUAAGAGCUAAUCUUCGUUUUCAACCAUUUCAUUCAGCAAACUUGGAGGUACGGCAUUUUCCACUUGAUGAGCUGGAGCUUGCAUCUCUCAGGGGAACUAUACAAAGAGCAGAAAUCCAGCUGAAUCUUCAGAAAAGAAGAGGACAUGGAGUUCUAUCUGUUCUUCGACCAAAGUGCAGUGGUCUGCUUGGUGAAGCCCUUGAUGUGGCGGCUAGAUGGAGUGGAGAUGUUAUCACUAUUGAGAAAACUGUUUUGGAACAACACUACAGUCGUUAUGAACUUCAAGGUGAAUAUGUGUUGCCUGGCACUCGAGAUAGAAGCCCUGUAGGCAGAAAGGGAGAUGGCUUUUUGAAAAAGCUCAUGUCUGGGCAUCUUGGUAAUGUUAUAUCCUCAAUGGGCAGGUGGAGAAUGAAGCUUGAAGUAAGUAGAGCUGAGGUUGCUGAGAUGCUUCCUCUUGCAAGGCUUAUUUCUCGGAGUGCAGAUCCUGCUGAUCAUUCAAGAUCAAAGGAUAUUUUUAUUCAGAGUUUGCAGUCAGUUGGAUUAUAUGCUGAAAGCCUUCAACAACUGCUUGAGAUAACAAGGUGGCAUCAUGCUCCAUCAAAUGACGUUGUUCUGGAGGAUUUAGACCUCCCUGGUUUAUCUGAACUUAAAGGUCGUUGGCAUGGCUCUCUUGAUGCUAGUGGUGGAGGAAAUGGAGACACUGUGGCAGAAUUUGACUUUCAUGGUGAGGACUGGGAGUGGGGAGAUUACAAAACCCAGCGGGUCUUGGCAGUUGGCGCUUACAGUAAUGAUGAUGGGCUCCACCUGGAGAAAAUUUUUAUCCAGAAUGAUAAUGCCACCAUUCAUGCAGAUGGAACUUUAUUGGGGUCUAAAACAAAUUUACAUUUUGCUGUCCUAAAUUUUCCUGUUAGUUUGGUCCCAACUCUAGUUCAAGUCAUUGAAUCUACGGCAACAGAUGUUGUUCAUUCUCUGCGGCAAUUGUUAGCACCCAUAAAGGGUAUAUUGCAUAUGGAAGGAGAUCUCAGAGGAAGUUUAGCAAAACCAGAAUGUGAUGUGCAAGUAAGGCUUCUGGAUGGUGCCAUUGGCGGUAUUGAUCUUGGGCGAGCAGAAGUAGUUGCUUCUCUUACCUCAUCCAGUCGUUUUCUGUUCAAUGCAAAAUGUGAACCCAUAAUCCAAAAUGGUCAUGUACUUAUUCAAGGAAGUGUUCCUGUCAGUUUUGUACAGAAUAACACGUUACAGGAAGAUGUAGAAUUGGAUAAAAAUGAGGCUGCUUGGGUUCCUGACUGGGUAAAGGAGAAGAAUAAGGGGAAUAUUGAUGAUGGUAGUGACAAAAAACUUUCUAGAGAGAGAAACGAAGAUGGUUGGAAUACUAAGUUAGCAGAAAGCCUUAAAGGAUUAAAUUGGCAGAUUUUGGAUGUUGGAGAAGUCAGGGUUGAUGCUGAUAUAAAAGAUGGGGGAAUGAUGCUGCUGACAGCUUUAUCUCCUUAUGCCAAUUGGCUCCAGGGCAAUGCUGAUGUCAUGCUUGAGGUCAGAGGCACAGUUGAUCAACCCGUUCUUGAUGGAUAUGCAUCAUUCCAUAGGGCAUCUAUAACUUCACCAGUGCUACGGAAGCCACUCACCAACUUUGGUGGAACUGUUUAUGUGAAAUCAAACAGGUUAUGCAUCACCUCAUUGGAGAGUAGGGUCAGCAGAAAAGGAAAACUGCUUGUAAAGGGGAACCUUCCUCUUAGAACUAGUGAAGCAGCCCUUGACGACAAGAUUGAGUUGAAGUGUGAAGUUUUGGAAGUGCGGGCAAAAAAUAUUUUGAGUGGUCAAGUUGAUUCCCAGGUGCAAAUAACUGGUUCGAUAUUGCAACCAGAUAUAUCUGGGAAUAUCAAACUUAGCCAUGGAGAGGCAUAUUUACCGCAUGAUAGGGGUGGUGCUACUACUUCUGAUAGAUUUCCGUCAAAUCAGUCUAUGCUUCCUACUGGUGGUGUAAGUCAAGCAGUUGCUUCAAGAUAUGUUUCACGAUUCUUCAGCUCAAAACCCGUGGCUUCAAAGACCAAAGUUUCUCAGUCUUCCGUUAAGUCAACUCAAGUUGAAAAGGAUAUGGAGCAAGUGCAGAUUAAACCAAAUGUAGAAGUUCGUCUUAGUGAUUUGAAACUUGUGCUUGGACCUGAGUUGAAGAUAGUUUAUCCUUUGAUUCUUAAUUUUGGUGUUAGUGGAGAGCUUGAAUUGAAUGGUCUUGCUGACCCCAAAUGGAUAAAACCUAGAGGCAUACUGACAUUUGAGAAUGGUGAAGUGGAUCUAGUUGCAACACAGGUGAGGUUAAAACGAGAGCAUCUAAAUGUUGCCAAAUUUGAGCCUGAAUAUGGACUAGACCCCAUGCUGGAUAUAGCCUUGGUUGGAUCAGAGUGGCAGUUUAGGAUUCUAGGUCGAGCAAGCAAUUGGCAGGACAAACUUGUGGUGACCUCAACACGUUCUGUGGAACAGGAUGCAUUAUCACCCACUGAGGCUGCCAGAAGGUUUGAGAGUCAGUUGGCUGAAUCCAUUUUGGAAGGGAAUGGUCAGCUAGCAUUUGAAAAACUUGCAACUGCAACUCUUGAAAAAUUAAUGCCUAGAAUUGAAGGGAAGGGAGAGUUUGGGCAGGCAAGGUGGAGACUAGUAUAUGCACCACAGAUACCAAGUUUGGUUUCUGUUGAUCCUACAGUGGAUCCUCUCAAGUCACUUGCCAGUAAUAUAUCGUUUGGUACAGAGGUUGAAGUUCAGCUGGGGAAACGUCUUCAGGCUACGAUUGUGAGGCAGAUGAAGGAAUCAGAGAUGGCUUUGCAAUGGACAUUGAGCUACCAGCUAACAAGUCGGUUGCGAGUGCUUUUGCAAUCAGCUCCAUCCAAACGCCUUCUUUUCGAGUAUUCUGCUACCUCCCAGGAUUAAUUUGACGUGUUCCGCAAGUAUUUUGUACAAGAGAUACGCAGUAAUGUACAUGUUCAUUGUUCUUUUGCUCGGAUUGAGCUUCUCUAUUUGUACAGAAUAUUCAAUUUCUAAUCAAAGGAAAUAUAUCAAUUUAGGCCAAAAUAUAAUUUAUUCUCAUCAA
Molecule: messenger RNA, 6928 nt
Organism: Prosopis cineraria
Lineage: Eukaryota; Viridiplantae; Streptophyta; Magnoliopsida; Fabales; Fabaceae
Product: protein TIC236, chloroplastic-like
Exons: 24
Coding region: 319-6768 (2149 amino acids)
Biological process (GO): protein secretion
Cellular component (GO): plasma membrane
Source: RefSeq, a predicted model, not a curated record